Raphanus sativus (radish) is the source of this 1205-nucleotide messenger RNA. RefSeq names its product amino acid transporter AVT1C-like. Bases 415 to 855 code for a protein of 146 amino acids. The record is from RefSeq and is a predicted model, not a curated record. Lineage: Eukaryota; Viridiplantae; Streptophyta; Magnoliopsida; Brassicales; Brassicaceae. The transcript is spliced from 4 exons.
AGGGGGGGGGGCGGUGGGAUAGCACUACACGGUCCGGCAAAGGUACAUCGACCGGCGUGUCUCCACCCAAACGCAAAGACAAUUAGGGAUUUGAGAGAGAAAAAAAGGGCGUGUAGUGUUCAGCCGCUUAAUUCACGUGUCCCACUUUCAAAACGCAGCACUUCACUAAUCGAAUUGUACAAAUUUAACGGGCUCUAAUUUAUGUUACUUGGGCUGAAACAAUAAAAAAGUAGCCCGUUUACGCUUUCGCCUUCAUCAACAAAGGCGACUCUGGUUUUUUAGGGUUCCUCGAUUUUAGAGCUCCGAUUCAUCCAACCGGCAAUGGAGGUCUUGAAGGUUGUGUGAGACGAUUCUACGUGAUGAAUAUCUGUGUCAAUCUCUAUUCAUGUCGUUUCGUCUUCGAUAUAUCUUCUCAUGUACGUUACGGGAUGCAUUGAAUCAACGCCAUUAACAACCUUAACUCUUUCAACCCAUGAUCAAUCAUUCAAUGCUUCUUAUCUCUCUUCUAGGCGGUGGAUCUCCACCUAUAAAAAGGACAGUCUUAAUCACAUGAACAUUAUUGUACUUCCACGGUCGAGGUGUACCUUUCUCAAGCACAGAAGAGACAUUAACCAUUGCAUUUCCUCAGUAUGGCCGAGUACUUGGAGAGGUUCAUUGUGGAAGAAAGAGAAACCAGCCAUGGUAUCUCAUGAGAUUCCAAUGCCUCGCAAUAGCUCAUACGGGCGAACUGUUCUAAAUGGAUAUGCAAUGUUAUAUGUGGAGUUGGAAUACUUUCAUUUGUUUGAAGCUGCUAAAGGGGGGUCGCUGGGCCACCACUGUUUAUAUAUGGUUUGCUUUCUUUCUACACUGGAAUAAUCCUUCGUUCUGCCUCGACAAUGAGUCUGACCUCAUGACCUAUCCCGACAUUGGCCAAGCUGUGUUUGAUACCACCAGACGUAUCUUUGUUUCGGUAAAGGGCCAAUAACUUUCAAAAGAUUAUGAAUCUAUCUCCAGAGUGAAGGUCAUAAAAGUUAAGAACCAUAUAAGAGAAUAUUAUUUGUUUUUUGGCUUUCUAACAAAUAGAACAACUGAAAAGCUAAGGACGUCAAGUAGAUCAGUUUGUCAAUCUCUCACAAGUUAUUCCCUAAUUGCUCUGAGAAGUCAAUAAUAGAAAAAACAUAUGAAUUUACACUGUUUCAUCAAAUAUAGCGGUGGACUAUUACAAC